CACCACCACGCACUCACCUUACCAAUUUUCACGGCUGUAUACGCCAGAAUAUACCUCGUUAUUUCGCGAUUUUUCUCUAGGACAGCAGGGUGCGACCAUAGCGUGGAGACAAGACCUAUCUCAACAGGUAGUGCCAUUUUCGCCGGGUGUCAUCCCCCGAAUGCGCGUGAACUGAAAUGACAAAGCUCAACUUCGAUGUGGAUGAUGGAGACCUUCUGAAGGCAUAUAAGCUCUCUACGUCUUCCCCAAAGCAGUGGGAAGAAGUGGGCGAUGACCUGGACGACGCUAUGCUUAUGAGCCCUUCUAGUGGUGGGAUUGAGUACGAGAAUGACCCACUCGGCCUCAAGUCGACAGUAGAACUCCGCAAUAUGGACUCUGAGACCAAGGCUUCGGUGCUCAUCUCGUCCAAGUCGUUCAAGCCGAAGACCUUCCUGUCGGCCGUGCACCCGAACGCGACGUAUCAGGACCUCUCCGCCGGCAUCUCUCGCCUCAAGACCGCUAUCGACUCGCGUUCAGAAGCCAUCCGAGUACUCGUUGAAGAGAACUUUGAUAGGUUUGUUGCUGUCAAAGCGUCUACAGAUGGCAAGUUUUUUCGAAAAUCUCUUUACGCUGAAAUGCGCGAAGGCCUCCUUGUCGAAGGCAGCGAGCAUGGGACGAGACAGCUCCGCGACCACUUGAAGGCUGGUGCUCAGAAAGCCGAUCAAGUCUUCUUGCCCGUCCUGGAGAACUCUCUCAAAGCACAGAAGCUGCGGACAACUCUGGGUGUAUUCGAUCGCUCGCGGUUCUUCUUCAAUCUCCCAAGCUCUCUCAUGGAGUCUAUUGAAGUGGGCCGGUAUGAGGCAGCAUUACGAGACUACAAGAAAGGCAAAUUCAUGAUGGAGUCCCGGCCAGGGCAACUGCUGCCUAUAGGUUCGACAAAGGACGGUCAAGCAUCACUAGCAGCGCAGCAGCAGCAGAAACGAAUGUUGGAGAAAGUCUGGUUGGCAGUGGAGCGCGUCAUGGGCGAGAUGCGAAAUCAGCUACACGUCAAGCUACAAGAACCAUCACGAAGCGUAGAGGAACAAGAGAAAACGCUCGAAAUUCUGAUGGAACUCAGCCCCAAUGAGGAGCCUGUGUGGUCAUACCUCGAUGCUCGGCAUAAGCACACCAUGACUCAAAUGCGAGAAACGUACGACGCUUCGGUAGCUGUAAUCAAAGCGCUACAUGACAAGCCCACUGAUCAUUCUUCGGCGCCUGACAAACUCACGGAGUUACUUGCCUCUCAACUGAGGAUAUGUAUGAAUGCGCUUGAUUCAAAGCAAGCGGAUGCAGUUAUCGCUGAAGCAGGCGGCCAUGAAGUGUGGCAGGCUGUGCUUAACAUGGUCAAGAGCACGUCUGAAGUCAUGCUCAGUACGCUUCCUAACUUUUGGAAGAUCUCCACCGCGUUUCUGGACGGCAAAUACCGGAAGAACGUCACCAGUCACUCCAGGCGAAGUCCGUCACAAUGUCGCACCAUGGCCCUCGAUAUCAUCAGGCAGUACAUCACCCUUCUUUCUGAAUUCUUCACGUUCUCCGAGGUUGUGAUGUCUCCUGGCUUAAGCUCUAGCCCUGCGCCGCCGAUGCUCCCCAGGAAUUCGAACACGCUCACAACAAUGUACCAUCUCACGAAGAUCCUUGGUGAGAUACAAGAUUCUGCCAAUGAAGUCAGCAGUAUGGAGAUCUCUUCGGAAUCUACUUCAAGUUUGAAGAGCCUACUGGAAAGCGCAAGGUGGAAGUUCGACGAAUUGCUUGUCCAAGCUUGGGUGCGGGAUGCAAAUAUUUUUUACCUUCUCGAGAACUGGCGUGGCUCGACCACGGAACCACACAUUACCACCUACCUCUCCCAGAUUCGCCUCUUUCAACGUCAUGUCACUACAGGCGCUUUUAGAAUUGCCGGCGGUGUCGAUCUUUCAAGCGCGGCGGCUUCGACAUCUCGACUUGUCAAGCAGAAUCCAGUGCCGCAGACAUUCGUAUCGAGGAUAACCAAGGCCUUCUUGGAUACCGUGUACGCGUUUCUGGAUGGUAUGGUUCAUCUUGCGUCCGAUGAGUCGCCCAAAACUGCCGCAUUGAAGGGCGCGUCGGACGUCAACGCUAUCAACGAGCCAAAUCCUUUAGAGUUGCUGGACGUAUCGGAUUCAGACACACGAUUAUUAUUGGUAGUCUCCAACUUCGGCCACCUCUCUAAGGCUGUCAUUCCCGCUAUGAUCAACGAGCUCGAGAAUGCAUUUAAUAUCUCGAUACAGGAGGAACUACAAACAUUGUCGGCGGUCGUGGCGGAGCUGGACAAAACCCUGUUCGAAAGCUACGUCAGGCCGAAGGCGACCGCUCUGAUGGGUAUCAUCCGCACAGGAAUUCUGGACCCCGCGAUGGACUGGUACGAGACGCCACAGCCGAAAGAGAUUCGAUCAUAUGUCUUUGAGACUCUUGUAUAUCUCGUCGGCGUGCAUGCGCAAGUCAGCGCAGCGGCAGCCCCGCUGUUAGAUCGAACGCUUAACGCGCUAGUCGAGGACGUUGCAGAAGAAGCUCUGCGCUGCUUCCGCCAGGUUAAGAAGUUCGGCAUGGGCGGAAUGUUACGCGCAACGCUCGAGAUCGAGUUCGUGCACCAGACGCUCUCGCGCUACGUGACACCAGCGGCGGCUAAGACACUCGCGGAGCUGUACAACAGGAUCUCGCAGGCCUACGCGCGCAAGUCCGGCGACGAGAACCUGCAGACACACCUCGACGGCGUCAAGAAGACGCUCGCGGAGGCGCGCCGCGCGACAGGCAUCGAGUUCCUAUGCUUCCGGCAGACAAAGACUAGGGAGAAGGCUCUCGGCGUGUCUCCGGUGACACCGUCGACGCCGCGGCCCAGCGAGCGGCGAGAGCGCGAGAAGCGCCGAGAGCGAGAGGCAGAGGUGACGCCCGGUGUGGUCUGAUCGUAUUAUACCCCGUUAUGCGUAUUGGAGUAGCGAUGCAAAUACGUUCAGCGUCGGAUCAUGGAACAUGACAGGUGUGAGAUUGGCUUGUGCACUUCGACGAUCGGCGG
Phanerochaete carnosa HHB-10118-sp is the source of this 3043-nucleotide messenger RNA. RefSeq lists its product as uncharacterized. Gene Ontology annotation, biological process: Golgi to plasma membrane transport; exocytosis. The transcript has 16 exons. Lineage: Eukaryota; Fungi; Basidiomycota; Agaricomycetes; Polyporales; Phanerochaetaceae. The record is from RefSeq and is a predicted model, not a curated record. Gene Ontology annotation, cellular component: exocyst. Bases 177 to 2933 code for a protein of 918 amino acids.